Messenger RNA from Stylophora pistillata, 1752 nucleotides. Its product is annotated as oxysterol-binding protein 2. Gene Ontology annotation, cellular component: plasma membrane; perinuclear endoplasmic reticulum; cytosol. Gene Ontology annotation, molecular function: sterol binding. Lineage: Eukaryota; Metazoa; Cnidaria; Anthozoa; Scleractinia; Pocilloporidae. The record is from RefSeq and is a predicted model, not a curated record.
GGGUUGAGUAAAGACCACCUGUCCCUGGAUAUGGUCGACCCGGUGUAAUGUCAACCUUGUUGACAAUCGUGGUUGAAUCACCUUCGAACGAUUCCAUUUAAAAGAAGCUGUGCGCGAAAUCAAGUCUGUGUAGAUAACAAUUCAUUGAAAAGAAUAAUGCAACAUGAUACACACACGGAUACCCGACAUAGAACGUGCAGAAAAGGGCUAUACUGGGGAAUAUUGGCUUGAGGUCAUGGCAGUAUGAACUAUGUGCAGCAAGCUCUAUACAAGAAUGACUAAGGCCCAACACUCUCCGGUACAACUUGAGCAAGAACCUGUGGAAGGUGAUCUGCAUACAGAAUUCAAUAUUUUACAGAAAAGCACUGUUUUUACAAAGAAAAGAUCCAGGAGGCAGAGGCUACCAGCUGCAAGGGAAAGGAGUUCAUUAAGAAGUCUUAUAAAUUUUAUGAAGUCAGUUGUUGGAAAGGAUCUAACAAAAGUAACAAUGCCAGUUCAUUUCAAUGAGCCACUGUCAUUUCUACAAAGACUGGCAGAAGAUUUAGAGUAUGCUGAUGUUUUAAACAGAGCAUCAUUUUGCAAAAAUUCAUUGGUACUGCUGGCUCAUGUGGCAGCCUUUGCCAGUUCAACAUAUUCUACAGUACUGGGAAGGUUCUGGAAACCUUUCAACCCACUUCUGGGAGAAACAUUUGAAUUUAUUAACCCCACUGCUGGAUAUGCCCUAAUAGCAGAGCAGGUAUCACAUCAUCCUCCUAUCUCAGCCCUUCAUGCAGAAUCUGAUCACUGGAUUUUCUGGCAGGAAUAUAAGCUUGAUACUAAAUUUAGGGGACAGUUUUUUAAGGUGAUUCCAACCGGAAUGUGUCACGUGAAGUUUAAAGCAGAUGGUCAUCACUUUACAUGGCAGAAGCCAAUCACAACAAUUCACAACAUCCUUGUUGGCAGUCUCUAUGUAGAUCAGGAAGGAGAUGUUGUGGUGACAAAUCACUCAACGCAAGAGCAAUGUAGACUUCACUUUCAACCUGUAAGGGAAGUCCAAGAGAACUUCAAAAAGCUUUCAGGUGAAGUGCUAAAUUCAGAGGGUCAUGUGAAAUAUAACAUUGUUGGAGCAUGGGACCGUGGCCUUGAAUUGCAUUCUGUAGAUGACACAGACAUGGAUCCUAUUGACCUGUGGACUGCAAACACUAAACCUGAAGAUUCCUGGAGAUAUUAUGGCUUCACACAAUUUUCAAUUCAAUUAAAUGAUCCAGAAUAUGACGUUUCAUGCCACACCGACUGUCGAGUCAGGACAGAUAUUCGGCUCCUGGAAUGUGGAAAGAUUGAUCCUUCUGCCAGCGAAAAGCAUCGCCUAGAGGAAAAACAGAGAGGAACUAGGAAGCAAAGAGACCUAACUGGCCAGGCCUGGAUACCAAGAUGGUUUGUGUCCCUGGAAGAUCCGGAUUCUGGAACAUUCUGCUAUGUGUACAAAGGAGGUUAUUGGAAAGCAAGGUUGAAAGGCCAAUUUGGGGACUCACCCUAUAUAUAUUGAACUGGCUCUUUCGAUUAGGGUUAUGUACGGCUUACUUAAAGUACUACGGUCUCUGGAUAUCUCUCGCAAAAUGUUACAAUUUUUGUCCAGCUGUAGUUACAUAGUUAAUACAAACGAAGUAUGAUAGGAAUGAAUGUUAUCGUAUAUAUUAUAACAUUGCGUAUGAUGCACGAUCCUCGCAGUAGAGAGCGCUAUUUAUGCAAUAGCGAAAAUCAGACCUGAAAAAA